Halteromyces radiatus is the source of this 975-nucleotide messenger RNA. RefSeq lists its product as uncharacterized. Lineage: Eukaryota; Fungi; Mucoromycota; Mucoromycetes; Mucorales; Cunninghamellaceae. The coding region runs from base 16 to 975 and encodes 319 amino acids. The record is from RefSeq and is a predicted model, not a curated record. The transcript is spliced from 6 exons.
AAAAAAAAAAAAAAAAUGGAACAAACUAGUAACGGGACAUCAGUGGCUAACAAUCAAACAUUAGGACAAGAUGAACAUGACAAAUUUGUGAAUUGUAUUGGUGCUAGUGAUGAAUAUUAUCGGUUUAUGGAAUCACAAUAUACUUUGGUAUAUAUGGCUAUUUGUUUGACUUGUACAGCAUGGCAGAUAAUGACAGCUAUCAGUCUCAUUUGGAAAUCAAGAAAAUGGUUACACGCUGUAGUUUUGUUGAAUGUCUGUUUGGCCUUUUUUGUCAUUCUUUGUAGUCUAUUAAAUCCUUUGACCUCUGUCAGUUGUGAAUUUAGAUACUGGGUAUCCAUCAUCUGUGUCAAUUUGGGUGGAUGCUGCAUUCAAUCGAUUCUUCUCUACAAGGCUUAUAUUUGUCAUAAUCGUCGAAAAUGGCUUCUUGUCUUGGGUUCCUUCAUUAACACGGGUUAUGUGGCCUUGAUCUUUUUAUAUGCUACUAUUGGCAAGGUUGAUUCUCAUCGUGAUUUUAUUGGUAACUGUGUGCUCAAUAAUCUGGAAUGGCCAGCACUUGCAAAACUAAGUCUCGACAUCAGUAGCAAUCUCUUUUUAACAUUCGCAUUCCUUUCUGUCAUUCGCCGACAUUAUCGUAUGCUUGGUAAUGAUAUCCAUAAAUUUUUAUUCUCCAACAGCAUGAUGUUUUCUAUUGGUGUCGUUGCUUCUAAUAUCUUGACAGCUAUUUUGAUUUCAUGUCGUGCCGUGGGUGGAUUAUCUGCUGAUUUGUAUUCCUUUGAUUGGGUAAUCACUGGUUAUCUUUUAAUCAAACAGUUUACCAUGGAUACCAAAAUGAAGAAAGAGGAGGAUGAUGAUGAUCUCACUCCAGUUCAAUCAACCGCCAGUAGUAUUCUCUCGGCUCACAUCUCUGGUAUCCCUGGUCAUCAUUCUAGCACUGAACCCUGUAUCACCGAUACCCAUCAAUGGCAAAAAGCAUGA